Molecule: messenger RNA, 1170 nt
Organism: Pyrus x bretschneideri (Chinese white pear)
Lineage: Eukaryota; Viridiplantae; Streptophyta; Magnoliopsida; Rosales; Rosaceae
Product: protein PHOSPHATE-INDUCED 1
Exons: 1
Coding region: 84-1022 (312 amino acids)
Source: RefSeq, a predicted model, not a curated record
AUCCCACUCCACAAGAUCUUCAGCUCCAUUAAGAUCCCAAAUUUGAUCACCCUUUUUUAGAAGGAAAAAAAAAAAAAAAAACCAUGGCAGCUUUUGCAAUUUUGAAACUAGUCCUUGUUAUUUCUCUGUUUCAUUUCAGCUCAGCAGCUAGGAACCUUGCUGAAACUUCCGACCAAAACCAAAUGCAAUUCCAGUACCACAACGGCCCUCUCCUCACCGGAAAACUCUCUGUCAACUUGAUCUGGUACGGCCGCUUCACCCCCUCCCAGCGUGCAAUCGUUUCCGAUUUCCUCACCUCCCUAUCCAAACCCACCUCCGACCAACCGUCCAUCGCCACAUGGUGGAAGUCCAUAGAGAAAUACUACCACCUCUCGAAAAAGCCCACUGCAUCUCUCGCCCUGUCUCUGGGAACCCAAGUUCUUGAUGAGAAUUACUCUCUAGGAAAAUCCCUCACUUCCCGCCAGAUCCAACAGCUGGCCUCAAAGGGCGCCCAAAACUACGGGAUCAAUGUCGUUUUAACAUCGUCUGAUGUCCUUGUCGAUGGGUUUUGCACGAACUCGUGCGGGACCCAUGGAUCAUCCAACGGCGGUAGUCAAAUCAGAGGAUCAAAAACCAACAAGUUUGCUUACAUUUGGGUUGGAAACUCAGAGACCCAAUGCCCAGGGCAAUGCGCGUGGCCGUUCCACCAGCCCAUCUAUGGACCCCAGAACCCACCCCUCGUGACCCCAAACAACGACGUGGGCCUGGACGGCAUGGUGAUCAACCUGGCUAGUCUUUUGGCGGGGACCGUGACCAACCCUUUCGGAAACGGCUACUUCCAGGGUCCGAAGGACGCUCCUUUGGAAGCUGCUUCUGCUUGCCCUGGGGUCUACGGUAAAGGGUCCUAUCCUGGGUACGCUGGGGACCUACUGGUGGACCCCACCACUGGAGCUAGCUACAAUGCUCAUGGAUCUAACGGGAAGAAGUACUUGCUUCCUGCUUUGUACGACCCUUCGACUUCCACUUGUUCUACUUUGGUUUAGAGGAAAUACGAAUUAAUUUUAGGGUAUAUGUACAAUACUGGAGGGAAUAUAUACAUUAGGGAGCUGUAUUUUGGUGUUUAAAUAUUUUUUUAUUCUUUUGUAUCACAUUGGAAAAUAAUAAAGCUACAUUAUUUUGUUCUUCUUUUAA